GGCGUCUCUGAGAAAGAAGAAUUCCACCGCCAAUUGCUCCUUACACCUCCUCCGCCUCUCUCUCUCUUUCUCUGCUUAAAUCCGCGACACCUUGUGGAUCUUGAGUUCCCGUUCAAUCGAUUGCCUGGUGGCCCUCGGAGUUGAUUGAGUUAUCCGAUCGUUUUCCCUUUUCCCUUGCCUGUUGUGGCGCUAAUGAUCCAGAAAACCCUAGAAUUCUUAGCCGCCGAAAUGAGGAAAGUAGGGUUUCAUUAGUUCUUCCAAUCAGCCUUUUUGGGCACCUCAACCUGUGGAAAAUUUCAGUGGUCUGGCCCUGGUUAACUGGGUCUCCGAUCUACUGGUCGAGUUUUUUCUUCCUCCAGUUUUGAGGGAGUUUGCCAGGUUUUCAACGGUCUCCGUGAUCAUGAAGGUUCCUCCUCCUCCUAAGAAACGGAAUAUCACUUUCCGUUACGAUAUAAACACGACUCUCUCUGAAGCUGGGCUGCCUUCUUUCUCAAUUGUGGGGAGGCAGAAGAAGCUCCGGAGGCUUCCCCAUAUUUUUAAUAGGGUUCUGGAGCUGCCGUUCAAUUCGGAGGCCAAUGUUUCUGUGCAAGAAAAUCAAGAUUGCUUUAGGUUUGUGCUGAUCACCGACCAAAUUACAGAGGACGUGGAAGCCCAGUUAGUUGAAAUUGUUCCUGGGGUUUCGAAAAUUGUAGUCCGUGGCAGGAACUUACUUGAAUUGUCACUGGAUGAGCUAGAGCUGGACCGUUGGAGGUUCAGGCUGCCGCCUUCGACAAGGCCGGAGCUUGCAACCGCUGCUUAUAUAGCAGGAGAGUUAAUUGUCACGGUCCCCAAAAGUGUCGAGUUGGAGGAUGAUGAUGGUGUUUCUGAAGGUGAGGAAGAAAUUGAUCAGAACGGAAAUGAUGGUGGUUCACUGCCGGAUGCAGGGAGGCAAGCCGGUUCCGGAGGUGAAGAUCGAGGGGCAUCGGCUGGUGCAUCGACGAAUUUCCAGGAACUUGAUUGCAAAACUAACGCCACAAACUCACAGGGGUCCUCGGUUCAGCACCUUGUUCUUGUACAGUAACAUCUAAUAGCAGUAACGUCUCUUCCUCUUUGAGACUCGACAUUGUGCUCAUUUUAGGUUUGGAAACAUCGCAUCCAUGUACAAGCACGUUUUUGAUCUACAAAUGGUGAUUUUCCUGACUUCUUUCA
Molecule: messenger RNA, 1188 nt
Organism: Nymphaea colorata (pocket water lily)
Lineage: Eukaryota; Viridiplantae; Streptophyta; Magnoliopsida; Nymphaeales; Nymphaeaceae
Exons: 2
Coding region: 401-1060 (219 amino acids)
Source: RefSeq, a predicted model, not a curated record